AUGGUGCAAAUCAACAUGUUUGGCACGGGGCGCUCGCUCCAAGCCGCUAUCUGGGCUGCUUGCGGCAUGGCCUUCAUCCUUUUCGGAUACGACCAAGGCGUCUUCUCCGGCAUCGUCGAGAAUGAGAACUUCCUCGACCACAUGAACCACCCCAAUGACAGUCUCAUGGGAAUCAUCGUCUCGAUCUAUAACCUGGGCUGCUUCAGCGGCUGCGUUGUCAAUUUUCUUCUCGCCGAUAAACUCGGUCGUCGGCGCGCGAUGUGGUUUGCGAUGCUUUGGGUCAUUGUCGGAGCAACCCUCCAGACAUCUGCAUAUAGCGUGCCUCAUAUGAUGGUCGGUCGAUUCGUCGCGGGUAUCGGGACAGGCAUUGAGACGUCGACAGUGCCCAUGUGGCAGGCGGAGCUGUGCGAGGCGUCAAAGCGUGGCAAGCUGGUUUGCAGCGAGCCGUUGCUUGUGGGUGUUGGUAUCGUCAUUAGUUACUUCUUCGAUUACGGCAUGAGCUUCGUCGGCGGCCAGAUCGCUUGGAGACUUCCUAUUGCUUGCCAGAUGCUGUUUGCAUUUGUCGUCAUCAUUCUCGUCUUCGGGGUGCCCGAGUCGCCUCGAUAUUGCUACCAAAGGGGACGGAACGAGCAAGCCUUGCAGAUCCUGAGCGACGUCUAUGGCAGGCCCAAAGAUGACCCCAAGAUCCAGGCCGAGCAGACCGAGAUCCUGGAGGCUUUGGCCAUCGAGACAAAAGAGGGCGAGUACAAGUGGAGGAACAUUCUCAAGCCGGAUGGUGUUUCGACCGGACGCAGAGUGCUCCUUGGCUACGGAAUGCAAUUUAUGAACCAAGUCGGCGGUAUCAACCUCAUCGUCUACUUCAUCCCUACCGUUCUUCGCGAUAACGUCGGCUUGAGUCCGAACCUGUCCAUGAUACUUGGUGGCUGUGUCCAAAUCAUGUUCGUGCUCGGUAGCUUCUUCCCAACCUUUUUUGUCGACAAAGUCGGUCGCCGCGCACCCAUGAUAUGGGGAUCGCUCACGCUCGGAAUCUGCAUGAUGAUGGUCUCGAUCCUUCUCAGCUUCAAGGGCAAGGAGAACGAGCAAGCGACUUCCUCUGCUUCUGUUGCCUUCUUCUUCGUCUACAUGUUCGCCUUCGGCGCGUCGGUCAACUGUAUACCUUGGGUGUAUGUGCCGGAAAUCCUGCCUCUGCAUGCGCGCGCAAAGGGAACGGCGGUUGGCAUCUCGUCGAAUUGGAUCUGGAACUUCUUCGUCGUCAUGAUCACGCCGGUCAUCAUCAACCGUCUGCAGUGGAAGGCAUAUCUCAUCUUCAUGUGCACCAACUUUGCGUUCAUCCCGCUGGUAUACUUCUGCUAUCCCGAGACAGCCAACUUCACCCUCGAGGAGAUCGACUACCUUUUUACCAACAAGGAGAAAGGCGCUGUCAAGCUCUCAAAAGAGUUGCACAAGGAGCGGAAGAAGCUCGGUCAUGUCCGUCGGCUUACUGCCGAGACGGGUGGUGCGCUUGGUACAGGCGUCAAAGGCGACGAGCUUACUGAGAAGUCGCCGACUGACGAGCACGUUGAAAGGGUAUAG
Messenger RNA from Aspergillus mulundensis, 1572 nucleotides. RefSeq names its product putative MFS sugar transporter. NCBI's taxonomy places the organism in Eukaryota, Fungi, Ascomycota, Eurotiomycetes, Eurotiales, Aspergillaceae. Gene Ontology annotation, molecular function: carbohydrate:proton symporter activity. The transcript has 8 exons. Gene Ontology annotation, cellular component: membrane. Bases 1 to 1572 code for a protein of 523 amino acids. The record is from RefSeq and is a predicted model, not a curated record. Gene Ontology annotation, biological process: carbohydrate transport; transmembrane transport.